Messenger RNA from Sphenostylis stenocarpa, 357 nucleotides. The record is from the annotation of a GenBank genome assembly. NCBI's taxonomy places the organism in Eukaryota, Viridiplantae, Streptophyta, Magnoliopsida, Fabales, Fabaceae.
AUGGCAGUGAUCGGAACGAGGUUUGGCGACGAACAGAGCACGUUGUUGGACGAGUUCGAGAGGCUGGCGUUUGAGGCACACGCGGCGCAGCUGAACAGGGUGAUGUUGAGUCGGAGUCUCUCGGAACCAAAUUUGCAGAAGUCACACUCGCGACUCAUGAACGUGGCUCCUAUACCUCUGGUGAAUCAAGUGAUGCUGCAAGGGCCACAUCAUCGUUGUGGUGGAUCAGGGUUUCACAAGGUGUUGAAGAAACUGCUGAAACCAAUUCUUGGAAGGAAGAGAAAGGGAAGAACACAAGCCUCGGAUGAAAAGGAUUUGUUGUCUUUCACGGCUUUUAGCAAAUCACUGCGGUUCUGA